Molecule: messenger RNA, 3891 nt
Organism: Synchytrium microbalum
Lineage: Eukaryota; Fungi; Chytridiomycota; Chytridiomycetes; Synchytriales; Synchytriaceae
Exons: 18
Coding region: 1-3891 (1296 amino acids)
Molecular function (GO): helicase activity
Source: RefSeq, a predicted model, not a curated record
AUGUACAAGGAUAAGAAGCGCAAGACUUGGAAUGAUGGCAUCAUCACAGUGGAUUCAUCAAGGGCAGUACUUUAUGAUGACAGGAAGAUCAAACUCGACAGUCUAUUUGUAAACGCAUCAAUCUCGUUCGAAUCGGGAGCUGAAGUUCAGUUUGAUCGAUUCCUUGUUGAAGUUGAAAAGGCUCUUUCGGCUGAUGGGAAGCCUGUAGAGCCACCUGUCGUAACAGCUCAUGCUCCCAUUAUUCGAAAAGUUCUUGCAGGUCGACCACGAACUACUCCACGUGUCUCGCCAGAUGCAAAUCAGCCUUCAUCAGCUCGUGCUGAUCGUGAGGAUCUACAGCCUCCUCCACUAGCGCCGGCACCAACGGCAUCUCCGUUUGUAGUUGCUGCAGUGACUGUAGAUCAACCUUGCCAGCCAAGUCCUCCAACCCUACCAAUUCCAUUAGCACGGCGACACCCUGGUUUAUCACGUCUAGCACCCGUGUCAGCGUCUAAUCCCGUGUCUACGUCAAACACAGACUUCCAGAAUGUGAAAACAAGUACAGGGCAGGAGGCUCUUGUUGAUGGACCACCUCCCGCCAAAAAGACAAAGACCAUGGCUGAGAUUAUGGCUGAAUUCAGUCGUCCACCGCUAGUUGAUACGGUAGUAGAAACACCAGUACCAGUCACUCGGUCGGAAGCACCAGUAGUCCAAGGACGUGAAUCCACACUAGUUAGACCCGUUCCACCUGCAUCUAUUAUUGGCUAUUUGGUUGAUGAUCCUAUGGACGAUCUGGAUGCUAUACUCGACUUUGGUAGUACGCCAGCUCGAGUAUCACCGAAACGAAACCUCGGAAUGAUGGAGCAAUCAGUUGGUGUAAAUAAUAAUCCUGUUGAACCUCAUAUAAAUGGACUCAAGCUGACGGCUACCGAAGCAUUGAUGAAGUUGAAGGAGAAAAUGAUAGAUAGCCGUCUCAGAGUAUUGCAGCCAACCAUCACAAACCAACAGAAACCAGUACCUCGAGUUGACACCAAACAGUACGACACUAGAGAUAACAUAGCAAGACCAUCAAAUCCACCAGUUGUUCGAACUUUUGGGUUUGGCCUUGAUCUUCCAUCUGACAUUAAACAGCAAGUAAUUGAAAGCCCAUUAAAUGCUGCUUUACGAGAUUUGAAAAAUAAUCUACCACCAGCAGCACCUCUUAUCGAAGCUGGCUUGGACGAUAAAUUAAUGGAUUGGAAUUUCGAUUUAGAAGUCUUUGGUCUAGAUCUUGAUAAUGUGGUUGAAGGUGCUGCCAAUCAGGUAGAUGGACAGCAGCAACCACCACCUCGUAUUCUGGAAUUGCAAGGUGUCGGUACAAGUAAAGACUUCUAUCAAGCUGUAUUGCACCCCAUCAAUGACAACUAUAGUAAUAGUGAUGAUUAUGUUGAUGGGGGCUCUGAUAUGUUGGAAAUGCCUGAACUUGAAUUUGAAAUGAAUGAGUUUGAUCAGGAAGUGGACCUAGCACAGGGACUGCCAGAAAUUGGUGUUGUGGUACCAGGAGAAGUGGUAUCAAGUCCUGUGAUUGUGACACCCAUGAUACCACCAAACUCUCGGUUCUUACGCUUUCCGACCGCAGAAGAAUGUCAAAAAAUGGGUCAGCGUAGAUUAUUACGUGUGUCGGAUAUUCCAACACGGUUUGCCAACAAGGACCAAUAUCGCACUGCCUUUGUCAAUGCAAUCACGGAAUGUUUGCAAAUUCAAAUAUCCAACAUUGCUGUCGCUUUUCGCAAGGCUGUUGCAUCUCAUCGUGGUGAUGAUUUGGUCAAAUCAGUUGAGAAGUCAGGAACUCCAAUAUACGCAAGAUGCUCUCUUGAACGCCGGUCUCUGCCGUCAUUCGCAGGAGGACAGGGAGGUCGUCCAGCGAACGAAGCUCAUUUCGUGUUGGGCACCAUUUGGGUGGUCUCGAACUCUAUCGACUUUAUCAAGGACGAAACCUUUUUUGCCAAGACAUUCUUUUAUGGAUUGUCAAAUAUGUCAUUAGACCUGGUGCCAUACUCUCCUGAGGAUCUAAGAAUUGCCUCAACAAUAGCUUCAGUCUCUUCAGGCGAAAGAGCACUCUACGCCAUACGAUUAUGUGAAGCCAGCUCCGAAGACAUCAUGAUCCAGAACCUUGAAUCGAAGGCCAGAGGCCGUUUGAUUCCAUAUCUACUGGACGGCAAGCAAACUACUACUGCCUCAACAAAAGGACCAUUGACUCGCGCCGGCUCAUCAACCAAUGGGUUUGUGAGCCCUGCCAUGAACUCUUCGCUGAUUAUAAAUCGUGAAAUGCCCAAAUUUCUAAAAAUCAGAGACGACGUGGGCAAGGAAUAUAAAUUGAACGCCGAUCAAACUGCGGUAUUGAAUGCUUUUGCUGCUAGUGUCUCUGGUGGAUCCCAUGUCACUCUAGUACAUGGUGUAUUUGGAUCCGGCAAGAGUUUCUUGUUGAUGGUGUUGAUUAUCUUUUUGAAACGAGUCGCGGAUGCUGGUCUGACAACCAAGGAGAUGACGUCAAAAGAGAAGUUUCGAGUAGCCUUUGCGUCAAUGACAAAUGUUGCCGUCGAUCGAGUACUACUAGGCCUUUUGAAACUCGGGUUUAGAGACUUUGUACGUGUUGGUAGUCUGAAAAGGAUUUCAAAAAAGCUUUUGCCAUUUGCUGGUCAAGUCAAGCCGUCACAAGAAGAGAUUAAAGAGCUCGUUUCAAGACAUGAUGAAGGAGGAGACGGUGAUGAUAAUGAUGGCGAAGGAGAUGAUCGUGAUGUUAAAAAGGCCAUUGCGCGAUUCAAAUCAGACAAAGGCAGAGAAGCUAUAAAUUCUGCCUUCUUGAUGGGUAUAACAUGUAUAGCUACCAGCUUUGAAGCCGUCAAGGAUAAAGAGUUUGAUAUUGUCAUAUUGGAUGAAAGCAGUCAAAUUCCGGAACCUCUAUCGUUGUGUCCCAUAAAGCAAUUCAACUGCUCCAAGGCUAUAUUGGUUGGCGAUCCAAAGCAAUUGCCACCAACACUGAAUUCAGAAUCAGCCAUUUCUACUGGUCUUGGUCGAACAAUGUUUGAACGCCUUGCAGACAUAGGAAUGAAACCGAUUCGGCUUCGAGUGCAAUAUCGAUGUCAUCCUCGCAUUUCCAGUAUCGCCAAUGAACUCUUUUAUGGCAACACGUUAAUCAAUGGAUGUACAGAGGAAGAUCUGACGCCUUUGAUUGAAGGACUACCGACUUUGGCGUUUGUUGAUGUAGAAAAUGGAAAUGAAGAACACCAACGAGGUGGGACGUACUGUAAUCCGAAAGAAUGUGAUGUUGCUGUACGAUUGGUCAAUGCAUUGUUGAAGCGAAGGAUUCCUGCUGCGGAGAUUGGUGUGAUUUGUUUGUACAAGGGUCAAGCUGACAGCAUUGAUACAGCUUUGCGAGGUGGAUCGAGAAAGAGUCCUGUCCAGGUAUCCACCGUUGAUGCGUUCCAAGGGGCUGAGAAGUCAGUCAUCAUACUCUCAACAGUCAGGACUGAGAAUAUUGGAUUCAUUGAUGAAACGAGGAGAGUCAAUGUUGCGCUUACUCGAGCAAAACGUCACUUGUUUGUGCUUGGAAAUGCAGGCUUGCUUUCUCGUUCACGUUUAUGGUCACGAGUGAUUAAUGAUCAUUGCAAAAAAUAUGACUCUGGUGUAGUAGUGCCAAUGGAACUUCUCGACCUAGUACAGGCAGGCGUCUCGAACGAUGAUGACAUUGCCUCGCUGUGUCAUGGAGCAUUUGAAGAGAAGGCUGCGCGAAAAAAGAAACCUUCUGUGAAGAGAACACCAGCUCAAAUUGAUUUGUUUGGGCCUGGUACUCAAAUGAGUCAGUUAACACCACCAAGUGAUGAGAAUAAUGUGACUAUCACAACAGCUGGUGAAGGGUCUGGUUGGCCAUGA